Messenger RNA from Pundamilia nyererei, 439 nucleotides. Its product is annotated as CAD protein-like. Gene Ontology annotation, cellular component: cytosol; cytoplasm. NCBI's taxonomy places the organism in Eukaryota, Metazoa, Chordata, Actinopteri, Cichliformes, Cichlidae. The record is from RefSeq and is a predicted model, not a curated record. Gene Ontology annotation, biological process: UTP biosynthetic process; L-citrulline biosynthetic process; L-glutamine metabolic process. Gene Ontology annotation, molecular function: aspartate carbamoyltransferase activity; carbamoyl-phosphate synthase (glutamine-hydrolyzing) activity; dihydroorotase activity. The annotation marks the transcript as partial. The transcript is spliced from 3 exons.
GUACGGUAACCGUGGACACAACCAACCGUGCAUCCAUAAUGGGACAGAGCGCUGCUUCAUCACCAGUCAGAAUCACGGCUUCGCUGUCGACCCUGACACUUUGCCCAAAGACUGGGACGUGCUCUUCACAAAUGCUAACGACCACACCAACGAGGGCAUCGUACACAACACAAAGCCUCUGUUCAGUGUUCAGUUCCACCCAGAGCACAUGGCUGGUCCUACAGAUCUGGUCGGCCUGUUUGAUGUCUUCAUUGAAACGGUGAAAGACCAUAAAGAGGGCAACACUGGAAAAUCUGUGAAGCAGCGUCUGAUGGACCACCUCACUUUCACUGGUUCCCCAAAGGCUGAAGGGCAUGUCAGAUCCAAAAAAGUCCUCAUCCUAGGCUCAGGUGGACUGUCCAUCGGCCAAGCUGGAGAGUUUGAUUACUCCGGCUCGCAG